AUGGAGUACCAUCCAUGCAGUCGUUGGCCUGUUUUGCACCAGCCGUAUGAAGAAUUUGGAAUCAACAACGCUGCUUUGCCCACUAUGAUCGCCCUUGAUGCUGGAUUGAACAAGACUCAAGUCAAUGGAUUAUUGGAACUUUUCCUUCUUGUAACCAAAGGUAUGGAGCAGGUGACAAUGAAGAAUGAUGCUGAGUUGCAGAAGGCAUGUGAUAAUGCAGGAGCCGAAUUAACACCUUUCACCAAGCACAUCAUCUCUGCACCAUACAAGGGCAAGGAGAUGGAGUUUGAGGUUCAUACUCGGCCAGUCUGGGACUGGGCUCUUGACCUGCUCGCUGACCCACAAUUAGCCCCACACUUUGUCUGGGACGCUGAACGGGUUUACAAACACAAUGGGGAAGAGUAUGAACGCUUUUAUGGUGAGCCUUGGACAUGUGAUCACUGGUGGGACAUACAGUCUCAGCUUCCUGCUGAUGUUGAAAAUGCCAUACCAUUCUGUUUUAUAUUGUAUGCUGACAAGACAAGGCUUUCAUCUCAUGGCACUGUGAAAGGGUACCCUGUAGUUGUUCGGUGUGCUAAUCUCCCUGUAGACAUCCGGAAUUCUGAGUCCGUUGGAGGAGGUUGUGUUGUCGGCUGGCUUCCGAUUAUCCCAGAGGAUGCAGCUGAGGAAGGUAAACUUGGCUAUACAACUUUGAAAUGUGUUGUUUGGCAUGAAAGUGCCAUCAAAUUAUUCGAGGCCAUGGUUCACUUCUCGGCAACUGGCUUUCAGCAUAGGUGUUGGGACGAGAUUAUAUGGUAUCUUUUCCCAUUGUUUUUGAUACUAUCUGCAGACUAUGAGGAACAAUGUAUGAUGUCUUUAAUUCGAGGUCGGAAUGGCAAGGCUCCAUGCCCUAUAUGCCUCGUGCCACUUGAAUUACUCCACGACAUUUCUAAGACUUUUGCUCUUCACAAUGCAGGGCAAGGAGAGGAAGCAUUGCGAGUUUACAACGAUUGUAAGGCCACUGGUGAAGCAAUUCUCAAGAAACUUGGUCUGCGUCCUGUACCCAAUGUCUUUUGGCAUAUCAGGUACUCUGACCCUCACUUGGCACUGAGUUUUGAUCGCUUGCAUGUCCUCCACCUGGGAUUGUGGGGAAAACAUCUCUUUGAAGAUCUGAAGAUCAUUUUGAGGUACCUUGGAUGUGAUGCAGAAGCAAUGGUUGAACGACUUACAAAGGAGUUUCCACGCUGGUGGAAACUGUUUCAUUUCACAGCCAUCCUCAAGGUGACAUUUAAUGAUGGGAAUAAGUUUGCUGACCUAUCUAUUCAAGUUUUUUAUCCCGCAUUAAGUAUCCUUACGAAGGCAGCAUGUCCCGAGGGAUAUCUCCUUCUUGGCCUUAUCAGCAGCUAUCUACAACUUGAUAGUCUGAUCGGCCUCGACAUCCAAACCAAUCGCACGCUCUCUGCCAUUGAAACUGAGCUUCUUGUUUUCAACGAAAGGCUACAGGCAUACAAAGAGUGCACAAUGAACUCUUCCAUCCCAGGUCUCAAGGUAGAUUGGGACUUUCCAAAGGUGCACCUGUGGAAACACAUGGUGUGUGAUAUACGAGAAAAGGGGGCAGUGCGAAACUACAGUACUCACCCCAACGAAAAAAUGCAUGGCCCUCUAAAGGAAGCUUAUCAAGAUCGCUCAAAUGGUAGGGAUGUUGCUGGACAGAUUCUUCGUGUUGACCAACAUAUCCUUGCGUGCAGGCUCCUACGUACUCAUAUAGACCAGUAUGACAAGUGGCACAAAGCAAGAAGUGGGGAUGAUAACGACAAUAGUGUCCUCAAACUGGGCUUUGAGGGACAUUGCAAGCUUGGGUCACCGUGCAAGCCCACCACCAUCCAGGGGAUUGAAGCGGAACAUGAUCGUGAAGACAAAGCAUACCUGAGGCUUCAAAGAAAGUUCACCAACUAUAUCAACAAAUUUCUGCCUUCAAUUGGGCACGAGCUAAAAAAGUGGGUUACCAUCCCAGCUGAUUUUAAUAUAUAUGAGUACCGCUACCUCAAAGUCAACUACAAGUCUUGUGUCGACUGGAAGUUGGCUACCGAUCAUUUGCGAUGUAACUCUCAGUUCUUCGGCACUCCUCGCUAUGACUGUGCAUAUGUGCAACUCACAUCAACACAAACAGCCUUUGUUCGCUUGAUAACCUUUUUUAUGUGUCAAAUCCACGGCUAUGGAGAACUUCAGCUUGCUCUCAUUCAGCCUUAUACUGCAAGUGUCGGCCAGGAGCGUGAACUGGACCAGGCCAUGAAACUUACACGCAUCAAGGCUGUGCCUAGAAGCGAUUCCACAUUUAUUCCAUUAGUUUCGAUCAUUCGAGGUGCACUCUUGUUCCCUGACCCGAAGAAAAAGGAUGAAUUUCUUGUGGUAGACCAUGUCGAUGGUGACAUGUUUCUUCGAAUGAAAACAUGGAAGCAGGGUGGCUCGGUGUGUAUUAAUAUUUGCUGA
Messenger RNA from Pisolithus orientalis, 2469 nucleotides. RefSeq lists its product as uncharacterized. NCBI's taxonomy places the organism in Eukaryota, Fungi, Basidiomycota, Agaricomycetes, Boletales, Pisolithaceae. The record is from RefSeq and is a predicted model, not a curated record. The transcript is spliced from 12 exons. The coding region runs from base 1 to 2469 and encodes 822 amino acids.